This is a messenger RNA of Salvia hispanica, 1722 nucleotides long. RefSeq names its product linamarin synthase 2-like. The record is from RefSeq and is a predicted model, not a curated record. Gene Ontology annotation, molecular function: quercetin 7-O-glucosyltransferase activity; quercetin 3-O-glucosyltransferase activity. Lineage: Eukaryota; Viridiplantae; Streptophyta; Magnoliopsida; Lamiales; Lamiaceae.
GUGCGACCCAUCCCUCUAUAAAUACCAAUUAAAAAUCAGCCAUAACCAUAAAUCUCCACUCCUUUAAACAAGAAACACAGCUAUUCGAAAAUAACAGCAAAAGAAGAAGAAAAAAAAAUGGGGUCAAUAGCUGAGAAGCCCCAUGUCGUGAUGGUCCCAUAUCCAGCCCAAGGCCACGUCACCCCUAUGAUGAGGCUGGCGAAGCUCCUCCACUCCCGCGGCUUCCACGUCACCUUCGUCAACACCGAGUUCAACCACCGCCGCCUCAUCCGCUCCAAGGGCCCCGACUCCGUCCGCGGCCUCCCGGACUUCCGCUUCGAGACUAUCCCGGACGGCAUGCCCGUCCAGUCUGACGAGGGAGCGACGCAGGACAUCCCGUUCCUGUGUUACUACACCAGGAUGACCUGCCUCGCUCCCUUUAAAAAGCUCCUCGCCCGCUUGGACUCAGAAGGCGGGGACACACCUCCUGUCUCGUGCGUCAUCUCGGACGGAGUCAUGAGCUUCGGCAUCCGAGCGGCGCAGGAGAUGGGAUUCCCCGAUGUCCAGUUUUGGACGGCAUCGGCUUGCUCCUUCAUUGGCUACUUGCACUAUCGUGAGCUCAUCAAGAGAGGCAUCUUUCCCUUGAAUGAGGAUUUUUUGAGCGAUGGGACGCUCGACACGCCGGUGGACUGGGUCCCGGGCAUGCCGAACAUCCGAUUGAAGGAUCUGCCAAGCUUCUUUCAGACAUCGGAUCCGAACGACAUCAUGUUCGAUUUCUUGGGAGAGGAAGCGCAGUCUUGUCUGAAAGCCUCUGCCAUAAUCUUCAACACAUUCCAAGAAUUGGAAAAGGAGGCAUUAGAGGCUGUGGUCUCGAAAUUUAACUACACAAACUUCUACACAAUCGGCCCACUUCCUCUGUUAGGCAAACAUGUGAAGGAUGGUGAAGCUAAGUCUCUCAAUUCGAGUUUGUGGAAGCCGGAUUCAAAAGUUUUCGAUUGGCUUGACCGCCAGAAGCCCGAGUCCGUCAUCUACGUGAACUACGGGAGCAUCACUACGAUGACGGGCCAGAACUUCUGGGAUUUUGCCUUGGGCCUCGCGGAUAGCAAGCAACCGUUUUUGUGGGUCGUGAGGCCCGACGUGGUCAAGGGGGAAAACGGAGAGUCGUCAGGGGAGCUGCCUCGAGAGUUUCUCGAGGCAGUUGAAGAUAGGGGGGUGAUGGUGACAUGGUGUGCCCAGGAUGAGGUGCUGACCCACGGUGCUGUGGGGGCGUUCCUGACGCACUGUGGAUGGAACUCGAAUUUGGAAAGCAUCUCGUGCGGUGUGCCAGUCAUCUGCUGGCCCUUUUUCGCGGACCAGCAGACGAACUGCCACUACUCGUGCGAGAAGUGGGGGAUCGGGAUGGAGAUCGAUCAUCGAGUGAGGAGGGACGAUAUCGCGAAUGUGGUUAGGGAGAUGAUGGUUGGGGAGAAGGGUAAGAAGAUGAGAUUGAAGGCUCAAGAGUGGAAAAAAAUAGCACAAGAUGUUACUCAAGUUGGAGGGGAAUCUUAUGUUAAUUUUGAGGAGGUCAUAAAAAAGGGUCUUCGCUACCAUGGAUGAUUUCACAUUACUCUAAAGUGUGCUUUUUCAAUAUGCAGGCAAUUUAGAUUAUUUGUGGCUUUGGUUAAUGCUAUUUGGGAUUGUAACGUUAAUAAAUUCUGGCCAUCCUUCCUUAUGUAAGAAAAAUAUAUUGCGUUAUUCAUUUAA